UGUGCAGAUGGAAUCACCCGUGAGACGUGAAGGUUUGCUCGUCGAGAGACACCGGUGUGGCGCCUGCCACAAAGUCUCCGAUGCCAAAGUUAGGAUCACAGUUAAACACAAUAAAGAAAUAAUAGAUAGUUUCAGAGUAUUUUUUGCAUAUAUCCUCCUCUGUUGGUUGUGUGAGAGUUUUAUACCUGAGCCCAUAAGGGCUAGCCGUUGAGGCUGUUAAUGCUUUCUUUUGUAACGCACCUGGCCAGUAAUGAGACUUUUAAUAGGCCUUCCAACGGUCUUCUUGGUUGAUUUGGUAACUGCUCGGAUCAUUGAUUGAUCGCAUUGAAUAACUCUUUGCCUCGUCAGUGAUGAUGGCUUCCUUCGUUGUUUCUGAUCACUUCGUCCUGGAUGAUUCUACCGUCAGUAAUGUUAUCUUCGUCAGUGGGAUGUAGAGUCGUCAUUCCCGUCAGUUGCCCCCCAGGUUCUGGGGUCGUCGGUGACCUGUCAUGACGAUCACAGAAGCUGAAAAGUUUUUCUUGUGACUCUUGGGGUUCUGUUCCGCCUUUAAUGCUUAGUGGCGGCGUUACACGCAAUCGUGGCCACGUGGCGCUUGAUGGUCUGUGGAAUUAAUGGCAUGACCCUUGGGUUUCCCGCUGGUUUUUCAAUCGUUUUUGGCCCACAUUUAAAACUUCUCCUUUUCAACUUUUCGUUUAUUUCUCAGAGAGCAAAAGCAAACCAGUUUUUUUAGAGAUACUCUGAAUAUUUUGUGGCUUCCUUCUUCUCCGAUUUGCCUUGUGCUGCUUCUGCCGUUCCGCCAUUGGAGGUAUGUUCUUCUUCCCUUUUUCUUUCUUCUUUUUCUUCUUUUACUGUAUAAUUUCUGAUUUGCUAUUCCCUUUUCGCUUCUAUUCUGGUGUUGGCUUUUGUUUUUCUUUUGGGGUUUCAGUUUCGUACCUUGUUUUCCUUUUGAUUUCUGUAUCUUCCAUGGUUGAUAGCUUAGAGGUUAGGAUAGCUUGCCCGUCGAUCUCCUUCCUUUUUGCGCGUCUAGGGGGGUCUUUGGGUACUUACCCUUUUUUAGAAAAUUUUGUGUACGAAGGCAAUAGUCUGAGCGUCGUUUUGAGUGAGUUGUUACCGUUGCUCCGUCAAUCGCUAAAUUGGUUUGAGGGUUUAGGAGGGAGAAGAUUAAUGUCUGAGGUUAGGUCUAGUGACCUCGAGACUGGGCUGUCGUCCAGUGGUGGCCCGGCUGAAGGAGAUACCGCCGUCUCUGGUUCUCGAGAGGUUAGGGCUUUUUAUGCCCUUAGGGAGAUUUGUGGUCUGGAUGACGAGACCGUGAAUAGAUUUAAGGAUAGGUUUCAAUUUCCGUCUAGGGUUCGUGUUCGUCGUCCCAGGGAAGAAGAUAGGGCUUGUCACUUCUUUCCAGGCGAAAUAUGUUUUUAUGAGUCAGCCUUCACCUGUGGGCUUAGGUUCCCCGUCCACCCGUUCCUGAUGGAACUUUUAGAUCAUUUUGGUAUAGCCCCUGGACAGCUCAUGCCAAACUCGUGGAGGAUCGUCAUUAACUGUAUGCAAAUAUGGUUGGCCUCCAACGGGGAUAUGAUCAGGAUAGGUGAGCUCACCUACCUGUAUCGUUUGAAAGAGUCUAAAGAGUGGGGAUAUUACGAAUUAGUCCCUUGGGAGAGAAAGAUUAGGAUCGUCAAGGGAUUGCCUUCGUCAUUCAGGUAUUGGAAGUCGCGCUUUUUCUUUGUGUCUGGGGACGAUUUCGAGACCCAAUCUAGCAGUGAUUGGGGUGAUAUCCCGAGGUUGCUCCGUCGGUGGGGAACCCCGACCUUAGUUAAGAGACGGCCUGGGCUGAAGAGACGAUAUAAGGAACGCAUAGAGACCGCCAUCGGGUACGCUGAGACGAUUGAGAGCUGGGACGAGCUGGUUGACCCUCGAUCUCUUGCGUUUUACAACCUUGGUCCUGACCCAUCUCCUUUCGUUCUUCGUCAGCUUGGCAUUGAAGGAAAAAAGAAGAUGACGACCAAGUUUAACAAGGACAUGUAUGCAAAGAUGAGGUCAAAGAAGGACGAACCCCUGUCCAAUUUGGGGAAGAAGACCGUGCGAGUUACCGGGAAGGGUUCUGCCUCCAUCCCGCUCAGCAUUGUUCCUUCCAUAGCCUCUGAAACGACGAGGACUGCCUCCCCGACCGUUUCAAUAGAAGAGAUUCCUACUCCUGGCUCUAAAAGGCCGCGCGUGGUUGGCAAAGGAAAGGAGAAGACUGAUACUCGUCCGUCCACCAUAUGGGAUGACGAGUCAUUGGCUGUGGAAAGAGCUCACGAGGUCGUUACUUCAGCGGACUUGAAGGCUCUAUCUGACUUGUCCUUAAACGAUGUGGCUUCUCGUCACGUCCACAAACUGGUCCAGGUGUUGGGAGAGAGUAUCCAUAUCACUGCUGAGUACCUCACUCAAGGGGCCAAGGUAGCGUCUCUGGCAACCCGGAUGGAGGCUCAGGAGAAGGAGAAUUCAGACCUGAGGACGAACCUGAUCACUUCUAUGGACGAGGCCACGACAUUGAAGGAGAAGGUCAAGGUGCUGGAGGACGACCUCAGAGUUGAGCGCGCGUUGACUCAGGAGAAGGACGAGCAACUUCUGGCAGCCAAGGAGAAACUAGUGACCAUCGCCGCUCGCUCCGUGGAGGCUUUCCAGACCACUGACGAGUACAAUACCGUGCUCUUCAGCUGGUAUUUUAAAGGAUUUGAGCUUCUCCGGAGGUACAUGGUCAAGCAUCCUUCUGGAGUCAAUCUGGAGAGCCUGGAUUUGGAGGAGGUGGACAAGGAAAUGGCCCUGGAGGAGGCGGCUUCGUCCUCUGCCCCCGGUGAUGAUGCUCCCGAACCUGUUGCUGACGUGCCGGCCAGUGAAGGCACAGCUGAUGCUUGACUCUACAUACUUAGAAAUUUUUCUUUUUUUUUUUUUUUUUUUUU
This is a messenger RNA of Quercus robur (English oak), 2936 nucleotides long. RefSeq lists its product as uncharacterized. The record is from RefSeq and is a predicted model, not a curated record. The transcript has 4 exons. Lineage: Eukaryota; Viridiplantae; Streptophyta; Magnoliopsida; Fagales; Fagaceae. Bases 808 to 2892 code for a protein of 694 amino acids.